This is a messenger RNA of Acanthosepion pharaonis, 1443 nucleotides long. The record is from the annotation of a GenBank genome assembly. NCBI's taxonomy places the organism in Eukaryota, Metazoa, Mollusca, Cephalopoda, Sepiida, Sepiidae.
AUGAUAGCAGAUUUGAUCAAUUUUUGCUACAGCCAUCAUAUGUGGGCUGAGGGUAAUCAAAUUGUUUCUGUUUUGCUUAAAAACAAACUGGAAUUUGACCUCAAAGAUCACCUGGAUUCCAUUCCCUACAACACUGCUUUGUUGGCCUUGGAUAUCUGUCUCCAUUCAGUAGAACCCCAGAAAGCUCUUUCGCUUCUUGAAGGUUUAGGCUGGUUUUGUCAACUUCCUCCAUUGCAAUUUCUCAACAGCUUACACUUAAAGCAAUGGCUAAAGAAAAUCUUGAAAGUUCUUAUUGAACAAUUGUCCAAUUCAAACAAACUUCCCAAUGGAUGUCGCGUCUUUUCUUUGUUUGUUUCCAUCAGUCAAGGCGCACGGCGCUCUCGUCCCAAAGGUCGUGUCCCGCCGAUACUACCGCCGGACACGCACGGGCCCUUGUGCGACCCAACGACAGCACCAGCAAGUAAUUUCGACCCCGGUGACGCGCCAUCCGCGCCCCUAUCCCCCUCAACCAAACCCUUCUUGCUAACCAUGGCAUGGGUCUUCAUAGAACCGGCAUUGUCGCGCGCUAACUUUUCCAAGACUGGAGUUCGCCGCCUCGCCCAGUCUCUACUCCCUUCUCCCGUAGUCGUUUUUGGAGUUGGGAAAGGGGUAUCUCGUCCUCUUCUUCCCACUCAUCCCUUUCCUUACCUUCGGUGGGCUUCGAGCCCGACCCCUGGUUCUCGCUACUUGGGCCUGUUGCCUUUUCUAUGGCCUCGUGACGCCGAUAGGCCGAGCCAGCGGCAUCUUGAGGUUCUUUUGGGGAUGGUGGUGCUCGAACCACCUCGUCUGGCGCAUCGUUGCGGAUUUCUAUCUGUUGUUCACUUCCCUCUCUCUCGUCCUCUUCGGAGUCUUCGUCCGCCCCUCAGGCUAGUUGUGCCCCGGUGUCCCGUCAUCCCACCUUCCUCUACUAACCCUUCCGAUGUUUCCGACCCCUGGCUACUCAUGUCCCUAGUCAAUCAGUGGAAGCAAACAGAGAACAAGAACAAUUCUGGCGAAUUCCAGCAACAGAUCGAAGAAAAAGGGAAAACCGAAAAGUGCCCUACCUGUCUUUCCGUGCGACGACAGGUCACAUGGGAACAGGAUUGGUCUUGUCUGUCAGCGUUCAGCUGCCUGCGUGUCCCUUCGGUCUGCGACUCCGAGCGUGUGUGUGUGAGUGUCGAACUCUCCUCGGCUUCUCAUUUUAUGGGGCCCAGUAAAAGGGCUGGGGUGGGCAUGGUGUCUCUCUGGAUCGCCAGCAUACCCCAACGACCAAUCAGAAGGCUUCCUACAACCGUCCGAAUGUGGGGGGAGGCCUCCUUUUUCCCCAGAACUCUGUUGGCGCUCCGCCUCUCUGAGCCACUUGACCAAAUAAAUCUUCUCGUCACGAUUCCGCUUGUUAGUGACGAAGCUCACACUGGCCUUUGA